ACCUUGAAUAUGCAUGUAGUGUGGCUAAAAGUAGAGAGGUAGUUUUCUCUGUAAGAGAGUUGAAACCUUACCUAGAAUUCUAGCAAGUUAGUUCUACAGUCAUAUCAAAGGGAAACAAAGAGUGUGUGUGGAAAGGGGAAUCAUGGAGAAAUUAUAUGGUCUGAGUCAUCUCUUCAUGACAGUGUUUCUUCACAACUUCGCCAUAUUCAUGGUGGUGCCAGCCAUUACUGAUGUAACUAUGGCUGCUCUUUGUCCUGGACAAGAUGAAUGCUCACUUGCCAUCUACCUCACUGGUUUUCAACAAGCGAUGAUUGGAGUGGGCACGCUCGUGAUGAUGCCAUUGUUAGGUAAUAUGUCCGAUAAGUAUGGGAGGAAGGCCAUGCUCACAGUUCCUAUGAUCCUCACGAUCAUUCCCACAGGCAUAUUAGCUUACAACAGGACCAAAAAAUUCUUCUAUGUGUACUAUGUGUUCAAAAUACUCAUUUCAAUGGUUUGCGAAGGAAGCGUCCCUUGCCUCGCUCUAGCUUAUGUGGCAGAUAACAUUCCAGAAAGUGGAAGAAGCACUGCAUUCGGCAUUAUUUCAGGGAUAGGAUCUGCCGCGUUCGUGUGUGCCACUUUAUCAGCUCGAUUCUUAUCCACUGCCCAAACUUUUCAGGUUUCUACUCUUAUUGCUGUGAUUGGAGCAGUGUACAUGAAAUUUUUUCUUCAAGAUUCAGUCAUUGAUGACAAACACCUUUACACCCCAAUCAUUUCACAACAAAACCCCACAGUUUCUAAGGUCGAUGCAAAAUUGGAAAGUAACAAGCAUCUUCUUAAAGCAUUGCGUUCAUUCAAGGACCUAACCUCCUUCCUCGGUAGCAGCUUCACUAUUACACAAGCAGCAAUUGUUGCAUUCUUUAGUAACCUUGCUGAUGUUGGCCUUCAUGGAUCAAUGCUGUAUUUCUUAAAGGCUCAAUUUCAUUUUGAUAAGAAUCAAUUUGCUGACUUGAUGGUUAUUUCUGGAAUUUCAGGGACUGUGUCACAGCUUCUUGUUAUGCCGAUUUUGGCUCCUAUUCUGGGCGAGGCAAGGCUACUUUCAAUAGGAUUAUUCUUUCAUUGUGUACACAUGUUCCUUUACAGCAUAGCAUGGUCCUCCUUGGUUCCUUACGCUUCUGCCAUGUUCUCAAUUUUAUUUGUUUUCUCACAACCUUGUAUACGAAGUAUUGUGUCUAAACAAGUUGGUCCCCAUGAGCAGGGAAAGGCUCAAGGUUGCAUCUCUGGCAUAUGUUCAGUUGCACAUAUAGUUUCUCCCUUAGUUUUCUCUCCAUUAACAGCUCUCUUCCUUUCUGAAAAGGCACCUUUCGAUUUUCCCGGAUUUAGUAUAAUGUGCAUUGGGUUUGCUUCGAUGGUAUCUUUUGUUCAAAGUAUGAUGCUUCGAGUGGUUCCUCCCAUUUUGAAUUAGGCAAAUAGAAAUCAGAAGGAUUUUUUUUUUUUUUUUAACUAUAGCCAACAUUUGUGGUCUACAAGAGUUUUGUCUUUAGUGACGCUUUUGGGAAACAAUAUGUUAUAUAAGUUGUUUCCAAAAAUGGACAUUUGAUAGUUUGCACUAUUUCGAUACUGUGCCAACUAUAUAGUUUCA
Messenger RNA from Vigna umbellata (rice bean), 1618 nucleotides. RefSeq names its product Major facilitator superfamily protein. Gene Ontology annotation, molecular function: transmembrane transporter activity. The record is from RefSeq and is a predicted model, not a curated record. Gene Ontology annotation, biological process: transmembrane transport. Lineage: Eukaryota; Viridiplantae; Streptophyta; Magnoliopsida; Fabales; Fabaceae.